Molecule: messenger RNA, 1875 nt
Organism: Trypanosoma rangeli
Lineage: Eukaryota; Euglenozoa; Kinetoplastea; Trypanosomatida; Trypanosomatidae
Exons: 1
Coding region: 1-1875 (624 amino acids)
Biological process (GO): ubiquitin-dependent protein catabolic process
Cellular component (GO): Cul4A-RING E3 ubiquitin ligase complex
Molecular function (GO): phosphatase binding
Source: RefSeq, a predicted model, not a curated record
AUGUCGCUGUUUCCGCUCUUACGAGAGCAGUUCUCGGGCAGGGAAAGGCCCCACAUGCGUAGCGUGCUGCACUGGGCGCAGUGCCCGAGGAUGACCGCAGAAGAGACGACACAGCUGCAGGAGAUUAAUGCGCUCUCCGGUGACCAGUUUGCUCUGUUAAGGCGGAUUUUGUCGGCCUGGGAGCGGGGGGACCUUAAUGCACUGCAUCGGAGUUUGCAGGACUGCGCCGCCUACUUUGACCCCAACAAGCCGCAUCUACUUGCGUACUUUGUAGGAAUUGGUGGCAUUGACUUGUUUGUCACCUUGCUUUGUGACGUGAACAUGCCAGCGCGGCUGGGCAAGACAUCAUCGCGCCCGUUUGGCAUUUAUGAUGCCAAAACGCAUGCACCCUGGCAAUUUGUUAGAGCCAUUGCGACCUUGAUGCGGGUGCUGACGGAGUUGCUCGUCUGCCACAAUGAGCUGGGUUGGCACUACUAUGAUCGCUAUCCUGGACUCUUCUUCAGGCUACUAGAGCUGGCAAAGGUGAAGGAGCUGCGGCUGACCGCCCUUGUCAUGCUAGAGCACCUGGUGCUAAGCGUGGGUCCUGUGUUGGAGAUCUCGAAGGUCCCGGCGCUGCAGGAACUGAUCCACACCAACGAUGCGGCAACAUUGGCUAUUUUGUGUCGUGUAAUCGCGCUACUUAUUGUUCCAGGGGUGGUGUUGAAUCACCAUCAAUCCCCUCACCAGCGUCUUGUCUAUCCUGAGUCGCUGCUGCCGCUGCGGCGCAUCCAGCGGGUCAUUGAUAGCAACGUUCUCUGGUUGAUCGGGGAGAAGGACCUUGUGAAGCGGCUGGUGAUGCUGUGCGAGGUGCGUGGCUCCAGCGAUCUUGACGCCACGAUGCGGAACGAACGUUCGGUUUCCUUUCUGGAAGGGUCCUUCUUUGACCAGGUAGUGCGGGAAUUGUCCACCACCGCCAUUACUGCAGUCCCGUCGUUGACGGGCGGAAUUCUGUCUGCAAACUUUUUUGGCGGCGUGGACUUUGCACAGUUGGGGCAGGCCGCCGCGCGGGGCUGGAACCGCGGCAGCAGCAACAACACCGACGCCGCCGAGCCUGUAGGCAGCUCUGAGCGAGGCGCUGAAUGGGGACUCGCGGCAGGCGAGACCGUAACGGACGACUGGGGCGCAUCGCCCCAGCUGAUGUUGGGUGCCACGAUGACCGCGUGGUCGGACGACGACACCUCCGCCGCCUCCAUCGAGCCGGCCGGCUCAAACGUAGAUUUCAUCUGGUUCGUCGGCUGCGCUGACGCUAAGCAGCGGUGGCGGCUGCGUGACCUGACACUGCGGGAGGAGGUGGAUGACAAUCGCCCAUUACUCUGUGGAUUUGGGCCGGUGACGGACAGCAAGGCACACGAAGCCUUUUGGAAAGAGAACCGCGCCUUCUGGCAGUUCCUUGCCCCGGUCCUGCAAAACUCAAAUACUUCCGAAAAUCCGCAGAUCAUUGUGGGGGCACAGAGCGAGAUUCUCUUUGUGCUAAACCUCAUGCUGUCUACCUUCUUCUUUGGGGACGUCUGGUGCACGCUGCGGGAUUGCCACUGGAUCAGCGUCGCAAGCCGGUUUUACGACUCCGCCUUUGAUGUACGUUCCCACCACCGCUCGUUGACGUCGCAGAUGGAGCAGCUGCAGCGGCUGUCGGAGCUUCGCCGGUUCCCACGCUUCCUGCCGCCAGAUGGUGACGACGCGGAGAUGGCGCAUACAGAAGCCGAACACAUAGAAGAAGAAGAACGGGGGGAAGAGGAUGAGGGGGAGGAAGUGCACGGCGGCGGGGCAAGUGAAACCCAGCAAAAAGGACAUCCGCCACCGCCAUCAGUACAGCAACAACUGGUACUGCAGCAGUGA